Messenger RNA from Arabidopsis arenosa, 684 nucleotides. The record is from the annotation of a GenBank genome assembly. NCBI's taxonomy places the organism in Eukaryota, Viridiplantae, Streptophyta, Magnoliopsida, Brassicales, Brassicaceae.
GAUUGAUUUCACUCGAAGAUUGAUAAGUUUUUGUUUGGUGGUGCUCGAGUCUUCGUUUGAUGAUCUAAGAAGGGCUCUGUUUUUUCCACGAUGGGCAGUAGUUGUUUGGCUUGUUUUGAUAAGUCGAAAGCAACAACAAGUGUAGAUGUAGAUGUGCCUUUGAAUGGCUCAAAAGAUGUGUUAGUAGAAGAAGAUUGGAGUGAAUUGAGGAAUCCUAGUGUAGCUUCUGAAGAUUUCUGGACUAAUACCACUUUAGAUAUGGAAAGCAAUGCUCACGGAAGUGUUUCUUCAAUCAGUACAACAAAUCUGACUGUUGAUUCUCAAGGAUGUGGUUCCAGCUCUAAUGAACCUGCUGAAUUUGUUAACCAUGGUCUUGUUCUAUGGAAUCAAACUCGGCAACAAUGGGUGGGAAACAAAAAAUCCGAGAGCCGCGAAAAAAUUGUUCGAGAACCGAUUAUAAAUGAGAAUGUGACUUAUGAGAGUCUACUUGGAAGCAACAAGCGGUUUCCAAGGCCUAUACCUCUUGAUGAAAUGGUGCAGUUUCUUGUUGAAGUGUGGGAAGAAGAGGGUCUAUACGGCUGAAAGAUCUCUUCUUUGCAUAUUCACAUUUAUGUUGGAGAAAAAAGCUUUCUUUUGUUUUACUUAACACAAUUCAGAUUCUGUCUAUAAAAUUGGCGAAUUUGU